Messenger RNA from Sitodiplosis mosellana (orange wheat blossom midge), 2958 nucleotides. It is a transcript of the gene SmydA-1, whose product is annotated as SET domain-containing protein SmydA-8. The transcript has 10 exons. Gene Ontology annotation, molecular function: protein binding. Lineage: Eukaryota; Metazoa; Arthropoda; Insecta; Diptera; Cecidomyiidae. Bases 361 to 1992 code for a protein of 543 amino acids. The record is from RefSeq and is a predicted model, not a curated record.
AAAUAGUCGGGCGCUGUAUUUUUUUAGACAUUGUAAUGAGGAGCAUACUUUACGCCGGUUAUCUAUAGCUGAUGUAGCUACAUCAGACGUGCUUUAGUACAUAGUAUGGUUUCGAUAUACACCGACACAGAAUACACACGCGAUAUUAAUAAUAUCAAAUACGAAUGAACACCGGGUGAAUGAGCGGACACACGCGAGUAUGUUGGUAGCGAGUGGCCGAAUAUUGUUUGAAAAAUGUGAGUGACACUGAUCGAAAAUAGUAAGAGGUGUACACGGACAACCGAAUAGUUCCAUUGAAAUUUUGUUGGGCAAGAAAAAUAGUUGUGUAUCGAGUGUUGUGUGUGUUGGACGAGAAAAAUAAUGAGCCGUGCAACGGAAAAUGGUCUCAAACCGAUGGACAAUUGUGUUGUGUGUAAAAAACUAAGUUCAUUGAAAUGUUCGAAUUGUGUCAAAGUAUUUUAUUGCUCAGUUGAACAUCAGCGAGGAGACUGGAAGCGACACAAACGAGAGUGUCGACCAUUUGAGGUUGCAAGCAAUGAAAAGUAUGGCAGAUAUUUGAUAGCCAGUCGUGACAUAAAGGCUGGUGAAAUUCUGUUGAAGGAAUCACCGCUUGUUCGUGGCCCAUCACAAAUUACUUGUCCGGUGUGUAUUCGUUGUUUACAAGGGAUCGAAGAAACCGACAUCAACAAUGACCAAGUGUGUUCACAAUGUGGAUGGCCGAUAUGUUUUGAGUGUACAAACGACAAGCGUGUUCUACGAAUACAACAUGAUGAAUGUGCAAUAACUGUAGCACGCGGCGCUAAAUUUUCACUUCAGAAUUAUUUUAAUCCACAUCCCACAUAUCAAUGUUUGACUGUACUGCGUUGUCUAUUGCUCAAAGAACAUUCGCCGGACAAGUGGAACAAAUUGAUUCAGUUAGAAUCGCACUGUGAUCAACGACGCGGAAGCCCACAGUGGUGCAAUGACAGAGAAGGUGUUGCAAGGUUUAUUCCUCGAUUUUUCAAAUGUCCCGGCCGAUGGGAUGAAAAUGAAAUUCUCAAAGUUGCUGGUAUCGUUCAAAUUAACGGCCACGAAGUACCCCUUACUGAUCCACCACAUGUUGCGAUUUUCGACCAAGCAUCGUUGGUUGAACAUUCGUGUUCGCCGAAUCUCACCAAAUCAUUUACAUCGAAAGCUGAUUUGGUAUUCUGGGCUCCAAAUCCCAUCAAGAAAGGUGAACAUUUGAGCAUUUGCUAUUCGGAUGCAUUAUUUGGGACGGCCAAUCGACAGAACCACUUAUUACAAACGAAAAUGUUUCGAUGCGAUUGUUUGAGAUGCAGCGAUGUUACUGAGUUCGGAACCUAUUUCAGUGCCAUAAAAUGUAGACAAAAUUCGGCAGACAAUUGCACGGGACUUCUUUUGCCCGAAAACUCGAACCAGUGGGAUGGAGUGUGGAAGUGUAAUACGUGCGACAGAACAGUCGAGCCAUUGUACGUUAGAUCAAUUCUUGAUCGAGCUGCCAGAGACUUAGAAUCCUUGGAAAAAGACAGUGAAAAGCAGUUAACAAAAUUCAUCGAACACUAUUCCAAAUUGUUAUCGCCAAACCAUUAUUACAUCUGCGAUGCAGAACUUACAUUGAGUCAGGCAAUUGGUGCUGGUGAGGCAAGAAAUUUACAGCAGAUUUCCGACGAGCAGCUGCAAAGGAAAAUUGAUUUGUGUGAAAAACUAUUGAAAGUUUUCAAUGUCUUAACAGCAGCUGAAUCACGUUGUUUGGGUGCGUUACAUUUUGAAUUGCAUGCUGCGUUAGCAGAGCUGGGGCGUCGUGGUAUGCAAAAUAAAGACAAUUGUUGCAGAAAGAUCAUUGAAGAUUCGUUGAAAAAUGCAGUAGAAACUGUGCGUUUAUUGGGGCACGAGCCCGCCGAAUUGAGUGAAGGUUUAAUUGCAAAUCAAACCAAAGCGAAUAUCGAGGGUCUCAAAUUGAUUCUGGCAUCAACUGCGCCAUCAGAUAUUUGAGCCAGAAAUAAGAGAUUUUGGUUCUCUUUUCUUACUUUAAUCACAUUUUUCUAGAAUUUUGCUAGUGGUUUUAUUUAUUUAGUACUAGCGUUACCCUGCGUGCUUUGCUACGCUCUUAGUAUGCAGUGAGUGAGGAUCAAAUUUAUUUCUGUUAUCGAUUGUUUGUGAAAAUAUAUAUGAGGCUGUGAGAAUGAAAAUGUCAUUACAGGAAUAAACAUUCUGAAACGCACCAAAAAAAAAUCGUCAAAAUGAAUCAUGAGUUCUGAAUAUGCAAAAGUGAAACAUGAAUUAACAUGGGCAGCAUAGGAGGUUCAUGGUUCACUUUUGCGUAUUCAGAACUCAUGAUUCACUUUUGCGAUUUUUCUUUUCUUGAUGCGCUUCAGAAUGUUUAUUCCUGUAUUGACAUUUUCAUUCUCACAGCCUCAUAUAUGUCUUGUCAUUUAAAUAUGGAGAUAUAUAUAUAUAUAUAUAUAUGAGAGCCUGAGAGUGAAAGUGACCAACAAAAAGUUGAGCGUAAAAGUUACUCAACUCCAUACAAAACACAUGCUACCGUCACGCUGUUUUGUAUGGAGUAAGGUCACUUUUACGCUAAACUAUUUGUUGGUCACUUUCACUCUCAGGCCCUCAUAUAUAUAUAUAAAAUUACACGGUUUUAUAUAUGUUCAGGAUGGUCAGUUUUAAUAUGAUAUCAUAUAUGUAAAGAUUCAAUUUCAUUCAUCUUUCAAUUAAUGUUUAUUCUUUUUUUGAUAACAAAAGAAAAUAAAUUCAAUCUAUUGAUAUAUGAUAUCAUAUUAAAACUGACCUACCUAAACAUAUAUAAAAAUGUAAAACCUAUGAUGAUAAAGGAAUUUUUUUACUACAUUGUUCAUCUCCGUUCCAAGGCCUUUCAUAUGAUACCCAUAUUGAUUAUUCAUAUGUGAAAAUGGUGUUAGGUCGUGUUAACAUGACUGUUUCUAUCUGUGUUUG